CACUUGCAGACCCGGAAGCGGUUACUGCGAAACAACGGACGCGCUCGGGCGAGUGGGUGUCGGUUUUUCUGGUGACUACGCUGUGCGGGCUUCAGGCCACGCUUCCCCACGCGAGGGUUUCGGGGGUCUCCCGACUAAUCUUACCUGAGCAAGAAACUCAGAGGAGGAGGAAAGAAGAAGGAAUGGAGUUUUCACAGAUCCCACCUCACUGUGACCCAGUGGCAUGGAAUUGGGGAAGAGUCCCCUUUAGGGGAUCAUCCUGUGAAGGGAGGGCUUCCACUCCCGACGUCAAACGUUACUGCAGACUCGGGGGACUGUUUACACUCAAGGAUGUAGCCAUCGAGUUCUCCCAGGAGGAGUGGGAGUGCCUGGUCCCUGCCCAGAGGGCCUUGUACAGGGACGUGAUGUUGGAGACCUGCAGGAACCUGCUGUCCCUGGGUGAGGAGAACUUCCCUCCGGAAGUCGGAAGCCAUUCUGCUGGAUUGGCAAUCAAGGAAUUAUUACCAAAAGAAGACAUUCAUAAAGGAGAAUUAUACCAUCUAGUGAUACUGGAAAGAAAGGAAAGCCGUAGCAUCAAGGAUUCUGACCUCAAAGAAAUCUGGGAAAAUAUGCAUGAGUGUGAGCGCACAUGGCGAUGUGAUGCAAGAAAUUACAAAGCAACGCCUUUGACCCACAGCCAAACUCUCACUCACAGAGAAGAUCAGGACGACAAAUCCUCCAUCAGCUUUCCUCAGUGUGUUUCUGUAAAAAGUAAUACGUGUGAAUAUCUCAUGCAUGAUAAGCCAUUCAUAAGAAACUUGCUAAAAAUGAAACAUAGCAUAAGCAUGGCGGGAAACACAUAUAGGAAUUGUUUGGAAAGUAGAACCGGAGUAAGUUUGCAGGCCCACGUGGCUGCCCUGCAGGGACUCCCGACUGAGGAGACAAUGUACGAAUACAGUCAAGGUGAGAAGUCAAUCAACGGUGGUUCCUCAGUUUCACCACUUAAAAGAAAUCCUCGUAAUAUGAAAAACAUCUUGUUACCUGCACCAGACAGGAGAACACACACUAGAGAUAAAUCUUACAACUGCAGUGACUGUGGGAAGGCUUUUUGCAAAAGAUCAAACCUUACAAAUCACGAGAGACUUCAUUCUGCACAGAGGCCCUACAGAUGUAAUGAGUGUGGUAACGCCUUCAACCAGUGUUCACACCUCACUACACACCAGAGCGCACACCCAGAAGAGAAAUCAUACAAAUGUGAUGUAUGUGGCAAGGUCUUUAGUCGAAACUCACACCUUGCAAAUCAUCAGAGAAUGCACACUGGAGAGAAGCCUUACAAAUGUGACGAGUGUGGCAAAGCUUUUACCCAGUUUUCACACCUGACUAGACAUCAGAAAAUGCAUGCUGGAGAGAAACCACACAAAUGUAACGAAUGUGGCAAGCACUUUACCCAACGUUCAAACCUCCUGGUACACCGCAGAAUUCACACGGGAGAAAAACCCUAUGCGUGUAAUAAAUGCGGUAAGGCUUUCACUGAGCGGUCGCAACUCUGGGGUCACGAGAGAACUCACACUGGAGAGAAACCUUACAAAUGCGAUGAGUGUGGCAAAGCCCUUACAAGACAUUCAUAUCUUACUCAACAUAAAACAAUCCAUACUGGAGAGAAACCUUACAAAUGUCGUGAGUGUGGCAAAGCUUACACCCAGUUUGCAAGCCUUACUAGGCACCUGAAAGCACACACUGAGAGGGAACACAAGCCCCAUGUAUGUGGCAGCGCUUUUACUCAGAGCUCAAGGUAUAGGGCGCAUCAGAUAUUCCCUAGUAGAAACAAACCUUAAAAAGAAAAUGAUUCAGACAAAAUUUAUAUGUAUAUUCAAGUCUUAACCUGCGGGGCUCCAUGAGGGAGAAAAGACAUGGCCAGAAGACACGUGAAAAGCUCAGCACCGCUGAUCAGGGAAGUGCAGGUCAAAGCCCCAGUGAGACAUCACCUCACACCUGUUCACAUAGCUGUGGUCAGAACAAGACUCAGCAAGGAUGCGGACAGAAGGGAGCCCUGGGCACAGUUGCUGGGGUUGUAAAUUGGUGCAACAACUAUGGAAAACAUGGAAGUUCCUCAAAAAUUAAACAGCCUGUCAUGUGGGCCAAGUAUUGUACUUCUGGCUGUUUACUGGAAAACAAAAACACUAAUUUGAGAAGAUACAGGCACUUGAAUAUUCUCUGCAGCAUUAUUUCCAGUAGGCAAGAAAUGGAAGCAGCUGAAGUGUCCGUCGGUAGAUGAAUGGUUAGAAGAAAUGGGAUAUAUAUGUAUUACAUGUAUACACACAAAAUGGAAUAUUGCUCAGCUUAAAGAUGUCUAGCCACUUGCAACAACAUGGAUGGAGACGAUAUUCUGCUAAGUGAAGUCAGUCAGACUAGAAAGACAAAUACCAAACGAUCUCGCUCACAAGUGGAAUCUAAGAAACAAAAGAAUGAAAACGUUCAUAGAUACGAAGGGCAAGCGGGUGGUGGCUGCCAGAAGGGACGGCAGUGCGGUGGCAGGUGAAGCAGCUGAAAGGGGCUAAGAAGUACAAGUCUCUAGGUAUACAAUAGAUGCGCUGUGUGUUACACCCCCAUGGCGUAAGCUGUGUGUUCAAAACUAUGUUAACUUUGAGGACAGAUUUUUGAGACAAAUGUUACCUUGUGUAGUACAGCCAAAAGUAAUGAUGGUGAACACCAACCAAUUAUAUUAAAAAAAAAAAAAAAAAGACUCCAUUGGAGAGAUAAACCACAUAAAAUUAAUGUAUGUGGAAUAGUCUGUAACCAGGGCUCAUGCUUUAAGUGAUGUCAGAAUAUACAUCUUUGAGAACAACCAAACCAAUGUAAUGUAUGGCAAAGUUUAUCCAAAGUUUAAGCCUCAUGGAAUGUAAUUCUUACUAGAGAGACCAUACAAAGAGUGAUGAGCUUUAUCAAAAUCAUCUCUGAGGUUAUGAAAGAGUUCAUAUCAGAUAGAAACCAUACAAUGUGUCCAGGCUUUUAAGCAGUGACCUUGGGAUACACCACAAAGAAGUCACAGUGGACAGAAACAUUACACAUGUAAUGCAGGUGCAUAAACUGUUCAGUGGAUCCUCUCAAUGGACUCCACAUAAGGAAAUUCAUACUGCUGGGAAGCAAGCCUCUUGCUUUUGAAGGCUGACUAACCUCACAUACUAAAUUCCACAGAGAAUUACAACUUAAAACUCAUGUCUGUCAAUGGAGGGACAGCUGUUCAAAGAUCUAAUUAUCUGCAGUUUGUAAAAUGUUUUAUUCAAUUAUUUGAGGUUUCUUGAAAAGGCUAUGUUGUUACUAAUGAUAUAUCACCUGAAGUUUGAAGCCUGUUAAUGUCACUCUUUCGUGGUACUGUCACCGCCACGAUAAGUGAAAGGCAGAACAGUCAUUGCAGACAGUGUGCUCGCAUCUGCAGCCUGGACUGUGGGAGGUUAGGCUGGGUAAGGACAGAAAGAAAGGGUCACUGAAAGUGUACCAGUCAGCUUUCUAGAAGGCUUGCUGUCGUGACAACCCUGAAGCCUCACUGGCUUACAGUGGCAUUUUAUUUCUUCCUCAUAUCCGUCAUUACUCACCUCUUGCUUGGUUCUAUAAUUUAGUUUAUCUAAGACCAUCUUGAAGCAGAAGAGAGGGUCAGAUGAAGCAAGCAAAGAGUUGGAAAGCUGCCACUGAAGAGUUGAAACGUCAUUCUACACACCCCAGACUGGCCAAGGAGCUCACAAAGCCUCACCUGCCCUAAGACAGUCUUGUCAAGGGGAAGGAAGGGUUGCCUGAGUGGCCAGCCUGAGACCCAAGGGCAGACAUGUAUCAUUUCAGAGCAGCUGGUACUCAGUUGGAGAUAAUAUUACUAGAUGUGUUAGUGCAGCUUCUAUCAAAAUGUCCGUCCUUUGCACAAAACAUGUUUAUCCUUGACCCAAAGGAAAGAAAAAAAAAGUUUUACCCAAACAUGAGGUUCCUCUUGAUUCAGAGUCUUGUGUGACAUCCUCCUUGCUCGUAACACAUCCUGGACCAGAGAAAGAGGACGUCAGUAAGCCCCCCCAUUCAGAGAGGGAGGGGCAGGCCCGCAGCGGUCUUGGUCUACAGCAGACGUGCAGUUUUCCUGAGCAGGUGUCGUCAGGUCCUCAUUCCAUGGGGCCUGGAGUGGGGACUGAUCUUUUUUUGGCUUCAUCUUUUCCUCUGAGAACGGAUAAUCCAGUAUUUUGUGUCUCACUGUCCUUCACUUAACCUAGUUACAGCUAAUAAAGUAUAAUCACCUAACGGGUUACUUCAAAAGGCAUUAGGGCCAUGUCCUUCACUUAGGCUGUGCCAUGAAUUUAGACUUAACUUCCCUGUGACCCUCAAAAUGUUCCUUAAUGGUAAGUUUUGUCAGUGGGACACGAGACACAGUUACAACCAUUAAUUCUGCUUGUUAUUUAUGAUGUGAAGUCUAGGUUGUAAUGUGUAAAAGCAGCUGAAAACCAAA
Messenger RNA from Camelus dromedarius (Arabian camel), 4459 nucleotides. RefSeq names its product zinc finger protein 677. The record is from RefSeq and is a predicted model, not a curated record. NCBI's taxonomy places the organism in Eukaryota, Metazoa, Chordata, Mammalia, Artiodactyla, Camelidae. Bases 183 to 1814 code for a protein of 543 amino acids. Gene Ontology annotation, biological process: regulation of DNA-templated transcription. The transcript is spliced from 5 exons.